This is a messenger RNA of Hydractinia symbiolongicarpus, 1561 nucleotides long. Its product is annotated as LWamide neuropeptides. The record is from RefSeq and is a predicted model, not a curated record. Bases 356 to 1507 code for a protein of 383 amino acids. Lineage: Eukaryota; Metazoa; Cnidaria; Hydrozoa; Anthoathecata; Hydractiniidae. The transcript has 3 exons.
AAAAAAACAACUUAGAAUUAUCAUUUUGUGUUAUUUCCUCGUGGGAUGAACACAAUUCGUGCCAUUAUAUUCUGAUUUUGUUGCCGUUUUAGAGAAGUAAACUUCAAGUGGAAGAGUAUAAGUGAGAAAUUUCUGUGUUUUUAAUUCGCUACAAAUGGUACAAAUCAUCGUAUAAGGUAUUGUGGUAAAACACACCUUGAAGUAAAUUGUGGAGGAAGGAAAUUUUUUGAGACAAAAAAAAGGCAUAUUAAAACUCAGAAGAAAAAAUUCAAAUUUAUUAUAUGGUCGUGGAAUCAACAAAAGAUAGAAAACAGUGGCAAAGUUUAAGACAGGGAUAACACUCCUAGGAAAAGCAAUGAGAAACUUGAUACUGCUGAUGUUACUUACUGUACUGCUGGAUAAAGGAAUUGGUAAAUGCAACGCUAAAAACGAAGAAGAUCGGGAUGGGAACGCGAGGAACAAUAGAAUUGAUAAAAACGAUGAGGAUAGCGAUUCUAUAGAAAAAUAUUUCAGAGAAGUGACUGACGAACUAUCAAAGAUACUAGCUAAAAGGAUAUACCGCGAUAUACAAUUAAGGGAGAAUAACAAGAAAGCUGAGAAUCGACAGUCUUGGAUUGGGGAUUUAGAAAACCUAGAUAUUGAUUCAACAGUACAGAGGCCGCCAGGUUUGUGGGGAAGAGAAGCCGAUUUUGAUAAUAAUAGAGCUCAUGACUCAGCGCAAAUAUCAGAUGAGAAACCGCCUGGAAUUUGGGCUGGAGAUGCUAAACCACCAGGUCUGUGGGGCCGUGAUGCGAAACCACCAGGCUUACGGGGCCGUGACGCCAAACCACCAGGCUUAUGGGGACGUGACGCCAAGCCACCUGGCUUAUGGACCGGUGAUGCUAAGCCACCAGGUUUAUGGGGCCGUGACGCCAAACCACCAGGUUUAUGGGGUCGUGAUGCCAAACCACCCGGUUUGUGGGGCCGUGAAGCAAAGCCACCAGGUUUAUGGGGUCGUGAUGUCAAACCACCAGGUUUAUGGGGCCGUGAUGCCAAGCCACCAGGUUUAUGGGGCCGUGAUGCUAAACCACCAGGUUUAUGGGGGCGUGAUGCUAAACCACCAGGUUUAUGGGGUCGUGACACUAAGCCACCAGGUUUAUGGGGUCGUGACGCUAAACCACCUAGUCUAUGGAGUAAAGAUGAUAAUGUUAUUAAAUCACAAAGCGAGGACGCAAAACCUCCAGGAUUAUGGGGUCGUCAGGUUGAAGAUGGGCCAACAAAGAUUUGGGGAGAUGGAUUCCUGGAUGCUGAACGUCAUAUUAGGUUGCUCAAAAACGACGAGCGCUUUAAUCGACUAGAAAAAAAGGUUGAUAUGGAAGAGGAGGUCCGUAUUGCUCAAGGGCCUUCCGUUACAAAAGAUACUUUUGGAGAAUUAGCUGAUUUACUGAGAAAACGAAUUGUAAAGAGACUGCAUAAAACUGAUAGCCUCAACAACAGGAGAAACAAUAACAAGAAUAAUAAGUUUUAAUUAGUUAUAUAUUUAUAUGUAAAAAAAAUGGUAAAUAAAAAAGUUUUAAUUUUA